Durusdinium trenchii is the source of this 584-nucleotide messenger RNA. The record is from the annotation of a GenBank genome assembly. Lineage: Eukaryota; Dinophyceae; Suessiales; Symbiodiniaceae.
GCGGCCAGACCCCUGAAUCUAAACAAGAACCCUGAUGCAGCCGUAAGCGGAGCCGCGCACGGUGCCCCGCCUGACAACCUGGCGGAAGGGCAUGGAGGAUCUCCCGCUGGAGACCUGCUUUCUGGUGGCUUCCUUGGGCUUGAACGUUGCCGCUUUGGCACCGCUGUCGGGCAGUAUCUAUUUCAACAUGUCCUUGACGAAGGCGUGGUAUGGGGAGCCCACAGUCGCACGGAGCAUCCUGGUCUCCGUGUAUAUGUCAACAGUGGUUGCCUCGCUUUGCCUCAUUUGCUUGCUCUUUCUGCCCAACGCACUGUAUCGUUCCAUCGGGCGCCAUUUGAGCGCUGGGCUCUUGCUCUUUCAGACUCCAGGCCCAAGGAGAGGGACACGAACGAUGAAAGACAGGUCGAGAUUCUGCAGAGUUUCUUGACGCCCUUCACUGAGCUGGAGGGGUUCCAGGGUCGAGCGCUGAGGCCUUUGGCGUGCCAUUUGGGAAUGGCCACCUUUCAUGGAAUCACCUUGGGGGUGAUGUUCUUUUCCGGAUCUUUGGACCCAGUUCAGUUGUAGUGGAUGGAUUUGAUGGACAC